Puntigrus tetrazona (Sumatra barb) is the source of this 1958-nucleotide messenger RNA. It is a transcript of the gene polr3c, whose product is annotated as polymerase (RNA) III (DNA directed) polypeptide C. The record is from RefSeq and is a predicted model, not a curated record. Lineage: Eukaryota; Metazoa; Chordata; Actinopteri; Cypriniformes; Cyprinidae. Gene Ontology annotation, cellular component: RNA polymerase III complex. Gene Ontology annotation, biological process: DNA-templated transcription. The transcript has 15 exons. Gene Ontology annotation, molecular function: single-stranded DNA binding. The coding region runs from base 153 to 1775 and encodes 540 amino acids.
AGGAUUCGUUCGCUGAUCAGGCGUCACACUGGAACUCUACAUGACCACGGAAAUUCGCCAGUGCUGAUCAUUACACACCGCCUGAACAACACACGUGAUAUUACAAAGCGAGAUUAAAACUGUAAACCCGUACAACUAGAUACUUUUUAAAGAUGACAGCGCAGGAGGUGCGUCUGUGUGGGCUGCUGCUGCAGGAGCACUUUGGAGAUGUGGUGGAGAAAGUGGGCACUCAUCUGAUCCGCAGUGGAGUUCUGACAUUGCGAGCGCUUGCCCAUGAGACCAGACUUCCCCUCGACCUGGUCAAGAAGUCUCUGUGUGUGCUGAUGCAGCAUGGGAUGUGUUUGUUCGGUGCCGGGCGUCGUGGUCCAGCGGGACCCGUGGAAUACCGCGUCAUCUGCGAGCGCAUCCUACACAUGCUCCGUUAUCCGCGCUACAUCUACACUGCCAAGAGUCUUUAUGGAGACACAGGCGAGCUCAUUGUGGAGGAGAUUCUGCAGAGAGGACAGAUGACUAUGAGCAGCACAGUCAAGACCGUAGCUGACCGGCUGACCCACAAUAUGCCAGAGGGCCAGAGUAUGGACUACAGUGAGGUUGUCUCUGCGUUUUCUCGGUUGGUGGAGACUCAUUUCCUGCAGCGUUGUCCUCCAGCGGCCUCCUCGGGACCAUCGAGCUCAGGAGCAGUCAACACUCCCCUUCCAGCGGCGACGCAGCCCACCGAACCAGAGGAACACCCAGAAUGCUACAAACUACCCUAUAUCAAUCUCACCGGUAAAGGAAAACGCAGGCGCUCGAGCGAGGAUGGUGAAGCUGACCAGCGUACGGCAAAGAAAGCCAAAACAGACAAUAGUGAGUGUGGUGACGAAGGGAUCUAUUGGCAGGUGAAUUUUCAACGCUUUCACCUGCACUUCAGAGAUCAGGCCAUUAUUAGUGCUGUUUCCUGUAAACUCGAUCAGACCAGCAGCGAGAUUGUUAGAACCAUGUUGCGGAUGAGUGAGGUUACAACGCCGGCUCACGCUGUUUUCACACAAGCCCUUUCGGCCAAUGAGAUUUUCAGAUCUCUUCCAUCCAGUUACAACAUCGCCAGACCAAUUUUAGACCAAUACCUCACUCUGCUUGUGGAUGAUCCGAUGGAAUUUGUGGGGAAGACAGGUGACAGUGGAGGAGGAAUGUAUGUCGUCAAUUUACAUCGUGCCCUGGCUAACCUGGCAAGAGCUACCCUAGAGUCUGUGGUCCAAGAGAGGUUCGGUUCUCGCUCGGCUCGAAUCUUUCGUCUGUUACUGCGAAAGCGGCACCUGGAGCAGAAGCAGGUGGAGGAUUUUGCCAUGGUUCCUGCCAAAGAGGCCAAAGACAUGCUGUACACACUCCUGUCUGAGAACCUGGUCCAGCUCCAGGAAAUCCCCAAAACGCCGGACUACGCCCCUUCUCGAACCUUUUACCUGUACACAGUUAAUCAGCUGCCCACUGCCAGGCUACUUCUGCAACACUGCUACAAGACAGUUGGCAACCUGAUCGAGAGACGGCUGUAUGAGACCAAAGAGAACAAGCGCCUUUUGGAGAAGUCUCAGCGAAUUGAGGCCAUCCUGGCAUCCCUGCAGGCCACAGGAGCCGAGGCGGCCCAGCUGACGGAGGUGGAGGAGAUGAUCACCGCUCCAGAACGACAGCAGCUCGAGUCUCUACGGCACCACAUUAACAAGUUGGACUCCAGUGAAAAUCAGGUGGAUGAGACAAUAUUUCUUCUGGAAUCCUACAUUAACUCUACACAGGCCUCUCGCUGACCGUUUUUAUACAACUUUAGGCUAGUUCUAAAAAUUGCUGAUGUUUGUUUGAAAAGAAAUGGGUCGCUCAGAGAUGUUUAUUUCUUUUGCGACACGGAGUGACUGAUUUAUAUGACUGAGUAUUUUGUGUAGCCUUGAGCAAUUUUAUUUUCCACAGAAAAAAAUAAAGUUGUAAUUCUUUUA